CAGGGUUUUCUUUCCUCAUGAUUUGGGUUCGGCAGCGGAAGCCCUUCUUGAUUGCGGUAAGGAAGCUCUAUGAAGUCGCAUGUUUAAGAGAAAAGCAACACUCUGCUAGUAUGGGCGCGUAUCCACUCGAAGUCUUUAAUAGUGUAUGAGAAAACAAACAGGUGGAAAAUGCUUUACAACUCUACAUGGAAAAUUUCGUAUUGACUAUUUAUACUAAAGCUAUCGUGAAAAAAGACAUGGUUCUUUAUAUUUUAUAGUUAGAACUUUGUAGUUUCAUAUAACUCUAGUCUAGUUUGCUGUUUUGCAAAUUGUGUUAGCAAGAGAUUUAUUUUGACAGUAAGGUUUAUGUUGCAAAGUUAUCCAUUGAUAAAACUAAAUGGACCAAAUCAAUCAAAGUCCAUAAAGGACCAUUCAUUCA
Molecule: messenger RNA, 418 nt
Organism: Capsicum annuum
Lineage: Eukaryota; Viridiplantae; Streptophyta; Magnoliopsida; Solanales; Solanaceae
Product: deoxyribonuclease TATDN1-like
Cellular component (GO): cytosol
Molecular function (GO): 3'-5'-DNA exonuclease activity
Source: RefSeq, a predicted model, not a curated record